AUGAUUUUCACAAAUCAUAUGCGAGUCUUUAUUUCUCGCGAGACUUCGGGCACUUGUGAACUUGCAUUGUUUCUGAUCUUCACUCUAACACCUCCACGAGUGCUCGUGAUGUCCAUAGCGCAGGCUAGGUCGGUUGUCAUUUUCUCCUCCCGUUUGCUCAUCAGGUGUAUGCCUGCCCUCUCAUGUCCUAUGGAGGCCAGGAUUCCGACGAUCGCUAUGGACUUGCAAGCCUUCUUUGCAGGAUUCUUCAUUCUCUAG
This is a messenger RNA of Somion occarium, 258 nucleotides long. NCBI's taxonomy places the organism in Eukaryota, Fungi, Basidiomycota, Agaricomycetes, Polyporales, Cerrenaceae. The record is from the annotation of a GenBank genome assembly.